Messenger RNA from Amoebophrya sp. A25, 5932 nucleotides. NCBI's taxonomy places the organism in Eukaryota, Dinophyceae, Syndiniales, Amoebophryaceae. The record is from the annotation of a GenBank genome assembly.
GCGAGCAUUUAGCCUUGUGUUGGUGCUGGAAAAAUCGAGUUCUGCAGUACAAUUUGAAUUAUUGCGCUGCAAAGAUCCUUUUUUUUUUUGAUUGUGCGUGGGCAGAUAUCUACUUGGUUGUGAUUGAUGAUUUAGUGCUAGCUCUAGUUGGUUUUUUUUUUAGCUUGUAAUCGUGGAUCUCAGCUAGAUUUCUACUUGGUGGCUGUUAAUUUCGUGCUAGCUCUCGUUCGACCUUGUAGCCGUGGCGCGUUAUCUUGGAGACGAUAUCAUUAAGCUGCCUGCUUCUGGGUUUCCGUGGCCUCAUCCUACCAGAUUUUCUGAGAAUGUUUUUGGGGCCAAACAUUAACGAGAGAAAUUGGGGGAGGGAGUAUGCGUUUCCGGUGCAUCCUAGGGAGUCGCUGGACUAUUGGCCGGCAGAUGUAUUGAAAAGCCACAGGGACAAAUGUAAGGCACGGCUGCAGAAACUGCAAAGGGAUUACCUUGCCAUGGGAGGGGAUGAGGGUGAAGUCACAGAGAUUGACUCGGGUGCAUCUUCCAGUGACGAGGUGGAGGGAGGGGAACACUGGGAGCAGGCACAAGAGGGGAGUGAAUUGCUGUCGCAGCUGGCGAAAGCUAGGAAGAGCGUGAAGCGAAAACACCUGGAGUUGAUAAAAGAAUCCUCCCCGAAGGGACUUUUCCACUCCAUGCGUAAACGUGUAUCAUCUGCAGGGGGUGUACAGAAUCGGGCGAGGAUGGACGUGGAGAAGGAGCUGGCGGAGGACAUUAGGAGGAUAAACCAAGAGGGUCGAAGACCAUGGGGGCCGAGGAAGAUCCAGAAGGAGUUUAUAGAGAGGAUGGUAGACAUUGGGCAGGAGAAUUACUACGGUGUGCGGAACGGUGUAGGCCAUAAAGCUACUUAUAGCUGGUUCAACUCCUUCAAAAAACGGACAGGGCUGAAGAUUAUCAAGAACAUACACAGCACGAGCGUCAGGAGUGACGAGCAGCUACGGGAUGAAAUAUUUUUGACUUGGGGCCGCUGGCGUCAUUACUUGGCUAUGAUUAGGGAGAGAAUGCUGCAAAAGGAGCGGGAAAGUGGUCGACUGCCUUGGGUGGUUCGCAUGAAUAUGGACGAGACUUUCCUCCGCAGUCAUGUGGAGGCAAGGUCUGCGGUGGUGCCGGUGGAAAACCCAAAGCGUGUGAACAGAGCAUGGUCAGGAGCAAAGCAAACAACUCGAGAAGGUCACUCCGCUGUGUUGAUUGUGACAGAUACUCCUGCGGUACAGUUUCGGCCUACGUUCAUUUUCGACGCUAAGAAUCCACCCGCAGAGCGUAAGCAGAUGAUAGCGAAUAUCUGGAGCGAGGUUGCACACUUGGAGUUGGACGGGAAUGGGAAGGGGAAAAAGGUCGUGGACACGUAUCUGAUGAGUGAAAUAGUGAGGCGCCUCGUUAAAGAAAAGAAGCAAAUAGAAAAAGAGCUGGGGAAUGAGCUAGUAUUGCUAUGGAUAUUGGAUCCUUUAGGUGCGCACAUGUUGGACGACAGUACUCGCGAGGAAUAUCUGGAGGAAAAAGAAUCCAUAUACACUUUCGUGCUCCAACCGGAAACGGGGACAAAACUGCAGCCGUUAGAUGUUCAGGGGAUUAUCUCUUCUAUCAAGAACGCGCAGAGCCAGGUGGAUGAUGAGGAGAAAGAAUAUUACUCGAUGCUGGACACUGAUUUUCGAGAUUAUUUGAUAAAAAAGCUGCAGCUAUGCUCAAAAGACACCACCUUUGAUAGACUUGGUUUCUAUCUUAGCUGCGACGAAUUCGCUCCACUUCAGAGCGAAUUGCAGAAGUUUUUACUGGGUGAGCAGUGAGGAACGAAGGAGAGGGGGAGAGAGAGAGAGGGGGAAGGAAGUCUGGUAGGAUGAUGAGGCAGGAAACGCAGAAGGCGGGUGGAGUCUAAGAGAGGAAAUGAGUAGCAAGGUGAGCAACAAGCUAGAAGAUGGAGGACUUGAGGAGGAUUUGGUCGAAUUUCUGGAGGGUUCUGUCGAGGACUUGAAUGGGGAGGAGAUAGAAGAGGAGCAGCCAGCAAAGAAGCGCAAGGCUUCUAAGAUCUUCUUCCAGACUAAGUGGGAGGAUGACCAAGCUGAAGACCGUGAAGAAAAGGAAAGGGCUCUCGAAGAGGCGAAGAAGAUUCUAUGCGAGGCAGGCCUAUGGCGUUGGCCCAAGUCUGGGAAAGAAAAAACGAAGGACGAGGAUAAGCUGGCACAUGAACAGAAACAACUGAACAGGCGCAAAGCAAUAUGCGACUUUGACAGAAAGAGCAGGGCAAUUGUAAACAAAAUCGCGAAGAAAAGGCUGGAAAUUGCGAAGGAUAAUCGUUUGAGGAAGCACUUCGCUCCUGGGACAAUCGUAAAAACGGUCCCGGUCCAUACUGUCCAAACAAUGGCUAAGCAUGGUAUUUUUUUGCAGGAUUUGGAUUGUAAUAGCUCAAAGAACGCACUCCUUAGGUUUAGGAUAUAGCUAAAGUUUGUGGCUCAUAAAUUAGGUUUAUGCUCGUGGAAAGAAGGAAGAUAGAGAGUAAAUAUAGAAAGUAUAGGUAUGUAAAAAAAUAUGCCGCAUCCUGGCGAAGAAGGACAAACUAUUCCACGGCUGGUGGAAUGUCGUCACUGUGGUGACUUUUACGCGGCUCGUGGAUUAGCAUCACAUGAGCGCGCUUGUCGGGACAAACAAAUCGACGACUUUGAUGAUGCUGCUGCGCUGGGAUGUAAUUCUUAGUGUUUUAGUUGUAGGGCCCCUUCCCUGCCAGGGACAAUUGGAGGAAGGGCGCGAUGCGUUGCGAGCAGGGCUAUUUGCUCCUUGCUCCUUCGCUGUUUGGGGGUUUUUUGCUGCGAUCUGGUAGUCUUAGGGAAUCUGGGCAAGCUCCUAACCGUCCAGGCGCUAGCCUUUUGGGAGCUUUCAGGGCUUCGAGUUUCGAGCGUGGAACUGAUUCCUUAAACGCUUGGCAACGGUCCCCCUGUCAAGCGUUUAAGGAUCUGGACACGAGUAGAGUCCUCAUUUUUGUGGAUUUUUUUAAAUUUGCGCCAAGUUUUUAAAAAAACGAGUUCCCUGCCUUUUGGUGUUCUGCUUUGUCACUUUCCUGGGUAUUUUGCUUCAUUUUUUUGGAGAAUUUUUGGGCUCGCCAAAGCUAUAAUUUGCUUCCACUUUCUUCGUGGACUUGUUUCCUUUUCUCUUUACAUUUUUGCGCUGAGUUUUUUGCUGUCGUGGUGUGCAUUUUGUAUUUUUGUUCGCGGUGGUGGCUGCUUCUAACACGACUAGAAACAGCCGAUCCAACCACCGCGAAACCCUCCGGUGGUUGGGGUGGUGGCUGCUUUGGUCUCCCCGGCAUUCUCUUAAGUAGCCACCCAGCCACCAUUAAAAAAUAUAAGAUAUCUACUUUCUUUCUUUUUACUUUGGUGGUUGGGUGGUCACUUAAGAGAAUGCCGGGGAGAGAUGCCCAACCACCAAGGCGACCACCCUCGUCACGUUGCCUACGUCUACCAUUUAGAUAUCGGAUCCGCACGGGUUUCCGUUCCUUAUAUUUCAAAGCUCCUUUAUUUGGUUACCUUUUAAAUUUUUUGCUUCUUUCUUUCCAUUCUUCUCCAAUUCGUCUAAUAUUUUACGUUGUAAGUUUUGUCGUCAAAUUUGGAACUUUUUCUGGUUCAAAAAUAGGGAAGGAAAAAAAAAUCAAUCCAUCGCGUUAUCUGUUUCGAAUGGAUUGAAAUGUGUCCAAGAUAUGGAGUAUUUAGCUGAUCUGAUUAACCGAUAGAAAUCCGAACAAUUCCCCUUAGCGAAUAGAUUGAAAUAUCUCCAACGCCUACCAUCUUGGAGUAUACUUCGGAGAAAUCAAACACCCCGAGAAUCGAUUUUUUUCGCCGACUGCCAAAGUCGCCCGAUAAAUAUACUUUAGAAGAAUACUUUUCUUUUAAUUCACCUGGAGUUGAGGCGAAAAAAAUUCCUCUCGUCGGUGUUUACUUUCGCCAUUAAUUUCCCAAAAAAAGGAGACACGGCAGUAGAAAGAUGAAGAACGAACCGACUCCCAUCCUAUCUCGAGACAGUUAAAUAUUCCAUGCGCUGAAUUUUUCUCCUAUUCUUUUUUCCUGAUUCUCGUGCGUUUUGAAUAUUUUCAUAUCUACAGAAAUGGAAAAAGUUCCGACGGUUGUUUUUUCUCUAAAGUAGUCCGAUUUUCUUGACAUUGGUCACGUUUGAAUAUUCGAAAAAAUAAAAAAGUCAAACAGUUUGGAGCCUCUUUUACUACAGUCACCUGCGCACUCGAUUGAUCUCUCUACCGUCUGGCAAUGCAGUCGGCUACUUCUGCUGCCAGUUUCAUUACUUAGGCGCUGCGCGAUCAUCUUAGUAAAUUUCUACAACUGAAUAACCAAAGCAAUCUCAGACCCAUACAUUUCCACGAACUCCGCGCAACGAUCGAAGCGAAUGUCUACAGUCAGAAGAACCAAGGACCCUCGUCGCCUCCGGUGGAUGGGGUCGCCGAUCCCGAUCCGUCGAGGCUGUAGACCUAAAACGCGCGCACAGGUCUCCGAGUUGGUUCCCGCGCAUUUUUCUCCUGUCCAUGUUCUAAGGCCUGAGCGUCGUGGAUGAUCAGGAGAGAAAUGCGCGGGAACCAACUCCGCAACGUGUGUCCGCGUUUCAGGUCUACCGUCAGAAGAACCAAGGACCCUCGUCGCCUCCGGUGGAUGGGGUCGCCGAUCCCGAUCCGUCGAGGCUGUAGACCUAAAACGCGCGCACAGGUCUCCGAGUUGGUUCCCGCGCAUUUUUCUCCUGUCCAUGUUCUAAGGCCUGAGCGUCGUGGAUGAUCAGGAGAGAAAUGCGCGGGAACCAACUCCGCAACGUGUGUCCGCGUUUCAGGUCUACCGUCAGAAGAACCAAGGACCCUCGUCGCCUCCGGUGGAUCGGGAUCGCCGACCCCAUCCACCAACUCGGGACCUGUGCGCGCGUUUCAGGUCUACAGUCUCGACGGAUCGGGAUCGCCGACCCCAUCCACCAACUCGGGACCUGUGCGCGCGUUUCAGGUCUACAGUCUCGACGGAUCGGGAUCGCCGACCCCAUCCACCAACUCGGAGACCUGCGCGCGCGUUUCACGUCUCCGAGUUAGUUCCCGCGCAUUUCUCUCCUGUCAUCCACGACGGUCAGACCUUAGAAGAGGGACAGGAGAAAUGUGCGCGGGAACCAACUCCCAGACCUGUGCGCGCGUGUCAGGUCUACGGUCUCGACGGAACGGGAUCGGCGACCCCAUCCACCGGAGCCGACGAGGGUCCUUGGUUCUUCGAGGAUGCUGGAACUUUUUCCACGAAUCCGUCAGCGAAUCGCAUCGCGUACGGUGGGAAAAAGGUCGCGACAUGAAAAGGCUCGCGGCCUCUGCUUCCGCCGAUGCUGAGCAGCUGAGCUACUGAUCGUUGUCCUUUCGACCGUUCUGCUUAUUAAUUAUUGUAUUCGCCUCCGGUUCCUUUCUUGUGAUUAUGUGGUACCGAUUAGGUACUUUCGCUUCCUCGUCUUCGUUUUCAUACGAUGAGCACGGUGCUGAUUAUUGGAGAAAAAGACUCUGGGCUUCUUCCGCAACAUACAAAGAGAGAAUUAGUUCUCUUGAAUCCGAAUUAUCUACGCUUAGAAUUCAAGUAGAACGCGAAGUUCUUUUAUGUGACAAGCAAAUGACGAGAGCAGAAGACCUCGAGAAGCAAAUAAAUUCUCAACAAUUUUAUCGUCACGUAGUCAAUUGUCUUGUCAUCCUGCUCUUCGUGCAGCAUUUCCUCGCAUAUCAUCUUCAAUGGUAAUAUUUGUUAGUUUGUGUUUGAAAGUAAAAAUAUUUUAAUAUCCAAAAAAAUAUAAACUUACUUUUGUAUGCUUCUACUUCUCAUUUUUUAAACCAAACCGCACAUCUCGUCUUUUAAACUAAGGUACAGAAGCAGAGAUUAAAUCU